AUGCAAAUAAUUACUUCCGAUAAAAUAGGUUUAUUGAAAUAUGUACAAUGCACAACUGAGAACUACAUUUUCGAACAAUCGCUCAAACCGGAUUUGACAAGAACAAUCAAUAACGUGACGUGGUCUGGUGGAUACGGAGGAUAUGAAGAAUCACAAAUAACUGUAUGCAGAACAAAUGGUUUAGUUGAAAGUUUUGGUUUUUCCCAUGAGGAUGAAAAUCCGAAGAUUAGUGAUAAAUGUUUGGUAUCAUUUCUAUGUUGCAAUAAUUGUAUUUACACAAAAAUGCUGAAUCAUCAUCACAGUAUAAUAUACGAAGAUUUAUUUAAUACAGAAAAAGAGAGAUAUAAAAAUUAUUCCCAAUUUAUGCCUGUGUAUACAAAUGAAAAAAUAAAAAAUGGUGUAUACGAAAAGUACCUAAAAAAUAAUAGACUUUUAGUUACUGUGAGUAAUAGCGGACAUGUUCAUGUACUAAAUUGGGAAUGUGAUGAACAACAUAAAUAUCAUCUGAGUCAAGAAGAUGAAAUGAAACAUUCAUAUGAUCCUGAGAAAAAAAGGAAUAUUUACUUUCAAAAUUACAAGGACAUAAUAUUGCAAAACAUAGAAUUCAAACAAAUUGACGAAAAAAAUAACAGUAAUAAUGUCAUUAUAAAAAAAAACGAAUAUUCAGAUAUAUCUAUGAAUGAUAUAUGUAAGGAUUACCAUUAUAAUAAUAUGUUAUCAGAAGGAAGCAUAUACCAGUCCUACAUUUUAAGUAAUCCAAUUGAUGCUGCUUGUAUUAAUGAGUUGUUGACAAAUAGACUAGCUAUUGGGGGAUAUAAAAACUGUUUAAAAGUAUUUGAUUUAUUUACAGGGAAUUAUAUUUGGAAGUCCAAAAAUAUAGGAACUACUUUAUUAAAUAUAAAUUGCGAAAGUUUAAUAAAAACUGUCAAUUUUUUAAAUGAUAUAAACGUAAAUAUAAUAUCAGCUGCAACCUACGAUCAUAAAAUUAUUCUGUACGAUAUGAGAUGUCAAACUAAACCGGUAUAUAUUUAUGAUCAUUAUAAUCGUACAAAUGUUAGUCAAAAUAAAUUUGCCUAUUUCAAUCAUAAUUACUCCGAGAGCGAUCUCGUAUUUACUUGUAUAAGCAGUAAUUCCCAUGUGACGACUGAAGAAUAUGCAACAAAGAAGGAACAUUGUGCUGAAGCAGAAAAACAAAAUGGAGUGACAGAAAAAAUCAAAGAGCAUGAACAAAUCUUAGACGAAAAAACAGAUGAUCAUCAAAUUGAAAACAAAAUAAAAUCCCACGAAAUAGGGCCCCAUGAAGAAAUUUAUGCCAAAUUUAGCACACAUCAAACGCAAUCAAAAAAUUUACAAAUUUAUGAAAAAUUGAAAGAAGAAAAACGAAGAACAGGAAAUUUAUCAUCCGUAAAUGAUUAUACAAUGGAAAAUGAAAUUAAUGAUGAUCCACGUCCUUCAACUCUGCACAUGGAUGAGGAUGUGGACUUACCCCCACCCAUCCAUGCAAAUGAAUUAAAGUGUAAAAACUACUUUAUAAAAAAAUUUGGCACAAAAGACAGCCAAAUUAUCUUUGUCUCAGAUAACUACGGAAAUGUUUACAAAUUUGAAGUAGUCACAGGAAUUAAACUGUUACAAUAUAUUUAUAUGAAAAAAUGUGCACAAGAAAAAAUAACGUGUGAAGAAGAAAAAAAACAAGACCCUAUUUUUUUGUUAAAAAAUAAAGAAAUUCUGUACGAAUUUUAUAAGGAAUAUCAAAAAAAUAAUAAAACUCAUAUGAGAAAUGAUUUACCUGUUAUGUGGGCUAAAGACAAUUUCGAUCAAUUCUUAAUUUUAUUUCUGAACAAAUUUAAAAUUCAUAAUGGAGCUAUAUCAUCUUUGCGCUUUCACACUGGAGGAAAGUUCCUCUGUUCAGUUAGCUAUGACAGAUUUUUAAGUAUAUUCAAUACACAAAUAAAAAAGGUGAUUAAGCGGGUACACGUCGGACAUAUAUUGACCAAUUGUUUGUUUCGAUCCAUUGAUAUUAAUGAAUCUGAAUGCACCGCGCAGAAUGAAUACGACCCCAAGCCAAGCAAACGACGAAAGCUGCAACAUCCAAAUGAAGAAUCAGAUGAUGAACAAUCAAGCCAAUGCGAAAGCUGGCACGACUCAUCUAAUGGGUCCGACCAGUGUGUAAGCGAAAAUGGAAAAUAUCAUCAGCGGAAUUUUAAGAAGCGUAAAGGGGUGGAUGAUGAGGAUGACGAGGAUGAAGAUGAUGAUGAUGAGGAGGAGGAUGAUGACGAUAAUGAUGGUGACGAUCAAGAAGACGAUGAUGAUGAUGAUGAUGACGAUAAUGAUGGUGACGAUCAAGAAGACGAUGAUGAUGAUGAUAGUGACGAUCAAGAAGACGAUGAUGAUGACCAUCAAGAUGACGAUGACGGAGAGCGUGAUUAUCCAGAUGACUAA
Plasmodium gonderi is the source of this 2439-nucleotide messenger RNA. RefSeq lists its product as hypothetical. Bases 1 to 2439 code for a protein of 812 amino acids. The record is from RefSeq and is a predicted model, not a curated record. Lineage: Eukaryota; Apicomplexa; Aconoidasida; Haemosporida; Plasmodiidae. The transcript has 2 exons. Gene Ontology annotation, molecular function: protein binding. Gene Ontology annotation, biological process: ribosomal large subunit biogenesis. Gene Ontology annotation, cellular component: nucleolus; preribosome, large subunit precursor.